This is a messenger RNA of Schizophyllum commune H4-8, 774 nucleotides long. RefSeq lists its product as uncharacterized. The transcript has a single exon. The record is from RefSeq and is a predicted model, not a curated record. NCBI's taxonomy places the organism in Eukaryota, Fungi, Basidiomycota, Agaricomycetes, Agaricales, Schizophyllaceae. Bases 118 to 525 code for a protein of 135 amino acids.
CCUUCACGAAUCGCGCACAAGCCUUCUAUACCUUUAACCCUCCGCCCACGAUCUCGCUCUCCUUCUCCACAGCCGACACUCGGCCUGGCCAGAUCGAUACGAGUACGCUCUCAUCUAAUGAAUACGCACGCAUCUGCACGAUCUUCUAUCUUCAGUAUCUGCACUGGUCACCGACCGUACACCACGCAUACUCGUACCGACAACCGUACUAGCAGCGCAGGCCGUAUAUGGCUAGUAUCGCGGCCUCUGUAUAGGAAACCUCUUGAUCUACACCGCCCCGCCAACUCUUCGGCGUCCAAUGGCCAGGCAGGCAUUCUCGUCGGUCCUGAACUAGGGCUAAUUCGGUCAAUCCAGUGCAAGAAGCAAGAAGGAAGUCGCCGGCCGCGGGGACCUGGAUUGACUUCCCCUUUCGUCAGGCGCCUAUUCGUCGCUGAUCAGCGCGAUAGGCGCCCGUGGAGGCCGUGCACUCGAUCGUGGAUAUCGUUCGUGCACUCAUCGUGGAGGCCGUGCCGUGUGUCUAUAUGAACACCUGAUGGACGCUUCGCUGUGGAUGCCGUACGUGCACUCAUCGUGGAUGUGCAGGUCCAUCAACGACAAUGUUUGUGCAGGCUCUUCGUCGGCCAUGCAUCAAGGCCUUCUUCGGCCUUUAAUGUGCAGGUCCUUCGUCCGUGUUCAGGCAUCGACGUAUGGCGAAAGUGACGCGAAUAUCGUACCUGCAGUCAACGCGCGCGGAGCAGUGCCCUUUGCCUGCCGGACUUUGCCUCGGCGUCCGCG